AUGCAGUACAGAAUGUCAAAAAGUCUUAUUUUAUGUGAAAAUGUGACAAAAGAUGCUCAGACUGAGAAUGUGUUGACUGAUUUAUCAAAUGCUUAUGCUUCAGAUUUGUUGCCAUCCAAGGACAGUAAAGAUUUAACAAAAUGUUUUUUGCUACAAGUGGCAAAUAUCCUUCUUCAUUACAUCAAAAAAACUUUUGAUGUUAAAACUAAAAUACUGGACUUUCAUCAUCCUCAUCAACUUCUUGAAGGUUUGGAUGGGUUUAACUUAGAACUGUCUGACCACCCUGAAUCUUUGGAGCAGUUACUUGUUGACUGCACAGAUACCUUAAAAUAUGGAGUAAAAACAGGACAUCCUCGCUUUUUUAACCAGCUCUCCAGUGGGCUAGAUGUGGUUGGACUUGCUGGGGAAUGGUUGACCGCCACCGCCAAUACCAACAUGUUUACCUACGAAAUAGCUCCUGUAUUUACUGUCAUGGAAACAAUUCUUCUUAAGAAAAUGUAUGAAAUCAUUGGCUGGGGAGAAACAGAAGCAGAUGGAAUAUUUGCACCUGGUGGAAGUAUAUCCAAUCUCUAUGGUAUACUAGUUGCUCGUUAUAAACAAUAUCCAGAGAUAAAAAGACAAGGCAUGACUGCACUUCCGUGUAUUGUGUUAUUUGUUUCUGAACAAGGUCAUUAUUCAGUAAAAAAAGCUGCAGCGAUACUUGGUAUUGGAACUGACAAUGUAAUUGAGGUAAAAUGUGAUGAAAGGGGAAGGAUGAUUCCAGCUGAGUUAGAGAAAAAUAUAUUAGAAGCUAAAAGAAAGGGCCAGACUCCUUUUUGCAUUGUAGCCACAGCUGGCAGCACAGUAUUUGGGGCCUUUGACCCUCUCCACGCCAUUGCGGAUAUUUGUGAGACACACAGACUCUGGAUGCAUGUGGAUGCAGCCUGGGGAGGUGGAUUGUUGCUGUCCAGAAACUACUCCUCUAAACUCAGUGGCAUUGAAAGAGCCAACUCUGUGACCUGGAAUCCACAUAAACUCAUGGGUGUCCCCCUUCAGUGCUCUGCUAUCCUGAUCCGUGAAAAAGGUCUUCUGGAAGCAUGCAACCAGAUGAGAGCUGGGUAUCUUUUCCAGCCGGAUAAACUCUACAAUGUGGACUUUGAUACAGGGGAUAAAACUAUUCAGUGUGGCCGCCAUGUUGAUGUCUUUAAGCUAUGGUUAAUGUGGAAAGCAAAGGGAACCUGUGGCUUUGAGGCACAGAUCGACAGAUAUAUGGAACUUGCAAAAUACUUCUAUAAGGUUCUGAAGAAAAAAGAUAACUUUAAGCUCGUGUUUGAUGCAGAGCCUGAGUUCACCAAUGUCUGCUUCUGGUAUUUCCCACCAAGACUUAAACAUAUCCCAAAAGGUUGUGAAAGAGAUCAAGAACUCCAAAAGAUUGCUCCAAAGAUUAAAGCACAGAUGAUAGAGGAAGGCACAGCCAUGAUAAGCUACCAGCCAUGUGGGGACAAAGUAAAUUUUUUUCGAAUGGUCUUUUCUAACCCUGCCACAAGACGAGCAGAUGUUGACUAUCUCAUCGAUGAAAUUGAAAGGCUUGGAAAGGAUUUAUGAGACUUCAAUAUGAGCUUGAAUACAAGUGUGAAUAGCAACUUAAAAAAUCUGCUGCUGAAGAUAAGAGAGGAAUACUAUAAGCAGUUUCCUCUCUUUCAGGACUUAUGAUUCUCUUUUAUCCUUUGCUAUCUAAGAUGAUGAAAGGGAAGCCAAUUCACCAAAGAUAAAUAGAUUAAAUUCAAGUUCCUUCAUGUAUUUAUUAUUUUCAUUAAUUUGAUCAAAAUUAUUGAAAAUCUGCUUGCUAAAUGUCAGCUACUUGUUUUGGUAUAUUCAGAGUACAUCAGUAAAUAAGAAAGACAAAAAUCCCUCCUCUUGUAAAGGAGGAAGCUCCAUUGUGGGCAUUGAGUAACUUAGCAUAUAUUUACAUGUUGGAAUUAACUGAAUAAAGAUUUCCUGAAUUGAAAUAAUUUUCGAUAUCACAUGGUAGUAUUGUCUCUGUCAAAAAUAAAAUCAUA
Canis lupus familiaris (dog) is the source of this 2039-nucleotide messenger RNA. RefSeq names its product glutamate decarboxylase 1-like. The transcript is spliced from 16 exons. The record is from RefSeq and is a predicted model, not a curated record. NCBI's taxonomy places the organism in Eukaryota, Metazoa, Chordata, Mammalia, Carnivora, Canidae. Gene Ontology annotation, biological process: carboxylic acid metabolic process. Gene Ontology annotation, molecular function: pyridoxal phosphate binding; carboxy-lyase activity. Gene Ontology annotation, cellular component: cytoplasm. The coding region runs from base 1 to 1584 and encodes 527 amino acids.